AUGGAUGAUAGAACAAAAAAGGAUAUUAAGGAUAAAGCUAAAUUACAAGAAUUUUAUGACCACUGUUGCAAGUCACGUCAUUAUUUUUUUCAAAUAAAAAAGUGUGGGGCAAUUGAUUGUAAUAUUUGUAAGCCAAUAAGAAGUGAUGAACUUGAUUUUUCACAAGUUCAUUCAUUACCUGACCCAGUUCCAAUAGCUGACAAAACUAAUUAUAAACAAUUUGAGGAUGUAUAUGUUACAAUUACAACAGAGCAAUAUAGACCAUCUUUAUUAAAUCAACAACAAAAAAAGAAGAGAGCUCAUAUAGAAUUUGGUCCUACUGCUCAAUUUGUAAGGAAUGUUGGAAUAGUAAUUGAAUGUUGUGAAUGCAACAAAUGGCGUGUAUUAUAUAGCAAAAGCAAGUUAUCUCCCUUUGAAGUAUCCAUUUUGGAAAGAUAUCUGGAUACCAUUCAAUAUACAUGUGGUGAUUCUUUUGAAGCUUUAGUGGAAAAUGUGGAACAAAAUGAAUCAAAUAUUAAUGGUGAUGAGAAUAGUGAACAUGAUUAUGUAGGAGAAAUUUUUAAAAAAGUAAAAGUUGAUGAUUUGUUAAUAUGUAAUAAUCCAACAGAAAUUUCUUAUUAUUCAAGUGGUUUAUUUGAAGAAAUUUGUUUUCAGUGUGGAAAAGUACCAGAAGAUGAAUGCGACGAAUCUGAUAGACCCAAUUUAAAUGAAGGAUUUUAUUAUUAUUGUGAUGAGUGUCAUACAACAGUUUCAAGUAAAAAAAAACGUGGUAAGAAUACCAAGUUUCAAGUAUCAAAAAGAUCACGAAAAUAA
This is a messenger RNA of Rhizophagus irregularis DAOM 181602=DAOM 197198, 813 nucleotides long. RefSeq lists its product as uncharacterized. Lineage: Eukaryota; Fungi; Glomeromycota; Glomeromycetes; Glomerales; Glomeraceae. The record is from RefSeq and is a predicted model, not a curated record.